AGAGCCGGCGCAGCAGGCAGCGGGCGCGGGGCUUCUUCUCGGGCUCCCUUCUUCUCCGGCUGCCGCGCCGCAGGGGCCCCCCUCCCGUCUUGGGCGCGCCGAGGAAGUUGGGGUCGGCGCAGGUCGAGAACCGGAGGAGAGGGCAUCUCUGACCGCCCUCCCCCCCUCCCCAGACAAGCCGGGGCUGGAGCCGGGGGUCGUCUGCCGGCCAGGGUCCGAGGAGCGCGAGUCGCAGCCGGGACGAUGCGCCCCCCGCCCGGGCUGCUGCUGCUGCUGUGCCUGGCGCUGAGUCCGCUGGAAGCAGGGGCCUUCGUCGUGCACCUGGAGGUGGACUGCCCGCUCUCCGCCAGCGGCCGGGCCCCCUGGGCCAACUACACCCUGGCCUUCAACAAGGUCCCCUUCGUCUGCUACGACAACGGCUUCCAGGGCUUCCUGCCCUGCGGCCUCGGAGCGUCCUUCCCCUGGAACUACACGUCCGUCCCGAUCUGCCAGUACCUCAACAGCCGGGCCCCCAAGCCGGGGCAGCUGGUGGAAGCCUGCCAGCAGCAGAUCCAGCCGCUGUGGGGCCGGACCGGGGACAGGCGGACACCCCCAAAGGUCCGCAUUUUGCCCGUCACCCCUCAGAACACCCCAUUUCCCAUCAUGCUGGCCUGCGUCGCGUGGGGCUUCUACCCCAGUGAGGUGGACAUCACCUGGCUGUGGAAUGGGCAGGCUGUGACCCACGGCGUGGGCCCGCUUGUGGUCUCCAGCAACGGCGACUGGACGUACCAGGCUCGGCGGACGCUGCCGGUCGACCCCCAGCGCGGAGGGACCUACACCUGCCGCGUGACCCACGCCAGCCUUCCUGGACAACUCACCACGGACUGGGUGCCCGGCCUGUCUGUGGAGAAGAGGCUGAAAGCGGGGGUCUCCUCGGCUGUGCUGGCCCUGGGCAUCUUGGUCUUCGCUAUAGGUGUCACCUGCUUUAGGAAGAGAGUGUCAGGAGGUUACCUUCCUCUCGAUGGCAGCAACUACCCUGAAGGUCGCUAGCUGCACAGCUCCCCCCAGACCCUCUGCGCCAUCUGCUGCUCCUCCUACCCUAGAGAGGCCCAAAGUCUGCGACCGUCUUUGCCCACCGAAAGACCACCUCGUGGACCUCACCACAGCCUCAGAGCUGGAACCGCCGGCGGAGUAUCAAGGCUUCCACAUCCUAGCAGCAGAUGGUGGGCCGGAAGGACCCAUCCCAAAUGCCCACACCCGUCUUGGGGGGCCCUCUCCUUGAUUCUGCCCCUCACCCCCCCUCGCUGAGUCCCAUUUUUACCCCCACCGUCCUCAUCCUCCUUUUCCAGAGGUCCCAGUAACUGCACCAAACCUCUUUCAGUUUUGAUCAUGGUGGCGCUUGCAAAAAUAAACACUCAGACAUCUCUUGGACACA
This is a messenger RNA of Elgaria multicarinata webbii, 1414 nucleotides long. RefSeq names its product class II histocompatibility antigen, M beta 1 chain. The record is from RefSeq and is a predicted model, not a curated record. The transcript is spliced from 6 exons. Bases 244 to 1029 code for a protein of 261 amino acids. Lineage: Eukaryota; Metazoa; Chordata; Lepidosauria; Squamata; Anguidae. Gene Ontology annotation, cellular component: membrane; MHC class II protein complex. Gene Ontology annotation, biological process: antigen processing and presentation; immune response.